AUGUCUUUCCUUGAGCCUUCCACGUUCCAGCAACCUUAUGCUCAAAUUCACGAUAUUUCUGGCGAUGUUUCCAAAGGGAGGAGCAUCGAGCUAAUCCUCAGCCACCGGAAGUGGGAGUUGUCGCAUUCCUUAUACGGAAAUCUUCCUUCCCUGGGCCACAACGGCUCCUACUGGCUUCACUAUGGCACCUACUGGCUUUACUAUAGCCCCUACUACCUUUACUAUGGCCCCUCUGCCAUUGCUAUGGCCCAUACUGCCUCUGCCACUAAGACAACACACUUCACAAUACACUUCACUUCAUCAGCUCCUACCAUAGCUGCAUGCUCACGCAACCUCUACUUGCAUCAGGAGUCGGGUCACAAUUCCUCUAGAUUGCUGUCUCCAAAGUUCAGCCUGGACCACAGGCACAAUACCCAUGCCUUCGGUUCCAGAGAGAUGAUAACAGCGGCGGAUUCCCUGGAGCUGCCUCUUUUGAGGACUAACACCCUCGAACAUCGUCUUGCUGGAAACCCUAACAGUACUUUGUAUGUUCUGGCCCGGCCUCGCCCCGAUGAUAUCAUGCCAGACUGCGAGAAUUUUACGUUUUCCCCGUCACUGCCACGAAAUAACGAAAAAUUCUUCCUAUGGGAAAAGGAAAUAAAAUGCCCUAAAGCAAAUCGCAUCAGUGGGAUUCGGGACGUGGAAAUCGAGGCCUCGGAAGCAACCCUCCAUCCCCAUGUGGCCAAAAUCACCCCGAGGUCGAUAAAAGCGACGUUGAAGCAGCUAGCAUGUUUCAGAGCAUCCAACUUCGGACAUUAUAGAUUCUAUAAAUCGACUUUCUAUAGAACCACAGGAAAUUUCCACUGCCUAAAUCAAAUGGGUUUGAAAUUGUAUGGCGCUAUUCUGGGGCGCCAAUUUUAUAAAUCAAUUUUACUCAAAAAAGGCAGAUGUGAUGAGGUAUGUGAGCUUUGGGAACCGAGUGGAAUCGAAAACAUCCUAAGAUAUAUCAGGUUUUUGGUGGAGCCCAUCGUAGUUGCUUAUUCAAUACACUUUUCACCUCAAGGAGAAGCGGGAACCUGGAGUCCUCGCUCAACGCUAGAGAGGUUCCAAAGUCAUGAAGAGAGGCCCCCAGGUCGACAUCCGGUCUCUAUCGUCCCAGUAUACAACUCUUUUGCACGCUCUUCAAAUGGACUCCACGAUUCGGAACUCGCAUGCCUGAGGUCUAAAAAUCGUCGACAAAAUGCGCUAUAUACUGAAACCCACCGCAUCUCAUAUUGCUGGCAGGAUUUGAAGGGGACUCAGGGUAGUGGAAAUGUAGUAGGCAACCUACUGUGCUGCCAGAGUUUCCGAUCCCCGCACAUGGAGACUGGUGCUUCUACUAUAGAGCAUAUGCUAGCCCUAAGAUGGUUUCCUGGCGGAAUUCUUUCGACCGAAGAUGCGGAAAGAGGGGUGAAAGUCGAAGACUGCGGUUGUUCCUUGAUUGUACCGUUACUGCAACCGCCUCUAAAAUCCUCCGUAUUUUCCUUCCUUCGAUGA
This is a messenger RNA of Lindgomyces ingoldianus, 1515 nucleotides long. RefSeq lists its product as uncharacterized. Bases 1 to 1515 code for a protein of 504 amino acids. Lineage: Eukaryota; Fungi; Ascomycota; Dothideomycetes; Pleosporales; Lindgomycetaceae. The transcript is spliced from 14 exons. The record is from RefSeq and is a predicted model, not a curated record.